Molecule: messenger RNA, 426 nt
Organism: Dovyalis caffra
Lineage: Eukaryota; Viridiplantae; Streptophyta; Magnoliopsida; Malpighiales; Salicaceae
Source: the annotation of a GenBank genome assembly
AUGGGGGAACCAAGUCAAGUAGCAGAUAUGAUUGACUUAGGGAUUGCAACGAAGAGCCUUAGUGGAAAAAUUGGAGAUGGGCUAGAAGACAUGGGUUGGAUCAUCUUUAUUGGAUAUUCAAGAGAUCGAGGAAAGCAUGAAUCAAAACUUGAAGUGAGUUUUCGUCGACCUACGGAGGUUGACACAGAUUUCUUUUGCAGGGAAGUUAUUGGUGGAUGUUAUGUCUUUGAGGGAAUCAGAGGUCACAAAUGGGGCGAAGGUCAUGCUUAUGGUCUCUCAAGGCUUGGACCAAGGGGUUUGUUUGAACAAGAUAGUCUAACACUAAAAGAUGUCAAGACUCGACUUGUUUUAAGGGCUAAUACUGACAAUAACAAAAGGGUGUAUGAAAAGUUUGGAGCUUUGAUUGAUAAGAACAGUUUAGAAUGA